UGGGGAGGAAAGGGAGGUAACUCUACAGGAAACGAAGAGCAGAUCGCAAGCAGACUGGAGACAGGGGUGCCCACAAAAAGGGACUUUUUCGGGGACUCGGGUCCCAUCCGGCGGCCCUACGCACCUCAUCAGCGACCACACCCGGGCCACCAUAGUCGCUCGACUUCACGCGCAAGGACACUCGACUCGUCCGCCGCUUCCGGUCGCGACGCCGCAGAGACCUCUGGGAGGCGUAGUCUUUCUUGUGCGACGCAGAGUCCCCUGGGAGUGGUAGUCUCUUAGGACGCUGAGACUCCAGAGAAGGGCUACGGUCUCGCCGCGAAGGGCCUCUGGGAAAUGGACGCCUAAGGACCCGGGCCGCUGCAAGGCUGCCUGGGAAAUGUAGUCAGCACCGCGCUGUUUGCGUCCGGCCGCGGAGCCUCCUGGAAAAUGUAGUCCGGCCCGGCCUAACCCAGCCCUACCAACGUGAGGGGAACGAGGCGUCGGGUGCUUGGACUGAAGCCUGAAGGUGACCCGAGAAGAAGUCGGAGCCCGAGAGAUCCGCCCGCGCCCGCGCGGGGGACUAAGGACCAGGACCUAGAAAGACUGCCCAUAGAAGGUGGUUGUCACGGCAACGCGAGGGCGGAAUUGUUCGAAACCGGCCGUCCCGUCACGUGAUGGAUUCGGGGGCGGGCAUUCCGCCCAGGGGGCGGGGCCGCGACUGGGAGGUGGAGACCAGGCGGGGACUGUUGCCCGGCGACGCUCCGGCGCUGGGUCCCCGCGGCCCGGCCCCUCCCCGCGAGGAGGUGGGCUUGGAGUCAGGUGACCCGGGCCCUGCGGGAGGGGGCGCGGUCGGGGACCCGGCAGGAGGCGGCCGGGAAGAGAGCGUCGUGGGACGUUCGCGUGGCUCCCAAGCCGGGACCCCAACCCCGCUGGACAGUGGGGGAAACUGAGGCCUGAGUGGGCCCACGGAGGACCAUGAAGGUGCUUCUCCUCACAGGGCUGGGGGCCCUGUUCUUUGCCUAUUAUUGGGACGACAACUUUGACCCAGCCAGCCUCCAGGGAGCCCGAGUGCUGCUGACAGGGGCCAACGCUGGAGUCGGCGAGGAGCUGGCCUAUCACUACGCACGCCUGGGCUCGCACCUGGUGCUGACUGCCCACACUGAGGCCUUCCUGCAGAAGGUGGUAGGGAACUGCCGGAAGCUGGGCGCCCCCAAGAUCUUCUACAUCGCAGCGGACAUGGCCUCCCCUGAGGCGCCCGAGAGCGUGGUACAGUUUGCGCUGGACAAGCUGGGCGGGCUGGAUUAUCUCGUGCUGAACCACAUCGGCGGCGCCCCGGCCGGCACGCGGGCCCGCAGUGCCCAGGCAACGCGUUGGCUCAUGCAGGUCAACUUUCUGAGCUACGUGCAACUGACGUCCCGGGCGUUGCCCAGCCUGACGGACAGCGAGGGCUCCCUGGUGGUGGUGUCUUCGCUGCUCGGUGCGUGCGCUCGGCCCCGGCUCUGCGGGACAGGGAGUGGGGAGCUCGAUGCGGGUGAGCCUGGAGGGCCUGAGCAGGUUUUCCGGAGGAGGGGUUGCCGCUCAGCCGCCGCCGUCCGCGUCCUCAGGCCGCGUGCCCGCGUCGUUCUCCACCCCGUACUCGGCGGCCAAGUUCGCGCUGGACGGCUUCUUCGGCUCCCUGCGGCGGGAGCUGGACGUGCAGGACGUGAACGUGGCCAUCACCAUGUGCGUCCUGGGCCUCCGAGAUCGCGCCUCCGCCGCCGAGGCAGUCAGGGGAGUCACGAGGGUCAAGGCGGCCCCCGGGCCCAAGGCGGCCCUGGCCGUGAUCCGCGGCGGCGCCACGCGCGCGGCCGGCGUCUUCUACCCGUGGCGUUUCCACCUGCUGUGCUUGCUCCGGCGCUGGCUGCCGCGCCCGCGGGCCUGGUUCAUCCGCCAGGAGCUCAACGUCACGGCCGCAGCUGCAGCCUGAGCACCAAGGGGUACCCCUCCACGUCCCGGACGGGACCGCUCCUACCUCCAACUGUCCCUGGAGCCAGGACGCUCACAAGAGACACCCCUGAGAGGGUGGCCACAGCCCAAGAUAAAGUCAUCAAGACAGAAAAGCAAAACCCGGAAAAACGACGGGCGCCUGGAACCAAUCACAGCUUCGGAGGCGCAGGCGCCCCGUGUUAGGCGCCUUGUCCCGGACUUAGGACGCCUCACCAGUUUGGACAUGAUUGAUGACAUGACUGCUUCCAUUUUGCAGAUGAAGAAACUGAGGCUCAGAGAGGUCACACCAGCCUUGAGCCAGCCGUGGACCCCACUCCAUUUCCUGCCUGCGCCUCUUCGUCCCCGAUUUAUUCUUUGCACUCAUUCAUUCCAUCUGGGAGGAUCCCCUCCCGACACCUGCCGGCUUCCCCAAGCUGGGGGCUCUGGGACUCUUCACACCUGCAGGGAUGUCUGCACUGUCCGUGUACCUGGUAGCAGGGUAUAAGAGGGAGGAGGAGGGAAAGAGUGUGUUUUGGGCUGGACCCAGUGUCCCGUUUGAGAAUAAAAACGCUUCUUCCCUUGCA
Molecule: messenger RNA, 2531 nt
Organism: Saimiri boliviensis boliviensis (Bolivian squirrel monkey)
Lineage: Eukaryota; Metazoa; Chordata; Mammalia; Primates; Cebidae
Gene: HSD11B1L
Product: hydroxysteroid 11-beta dehydrogenase 1 like
Cellular component (GO): intracellular membrane-bounded organelle
Molecular function (GO): oxidoreductase activity
Source: RefSeq, a predicted model, not a curated record